AUUUUAACGUUGUCAGAAUAGUCAUUAUCGGCGCGGCGGGACCAUAAUCAUCAAAAUUGAUAAUAGCCCCGGGGCUAUUAUCAGUCACGUGACCGAUAAUGACCCUGCGAUUGUCCGCACGUGCAACGUGACGCAAUUUCACGUUGUUGAAGAUGGCUGACGGAGUAGACAUGGGUGAACGUAUGCUCGUAAAUUUAGCCAACAGGCUACUUCAGCUGGAUUCUGCCAUCGAAAAAAAUGAACAUUUCACUGAGGCACAAGCCCGGCAAUUCAUUGAAGCAAAGAAAAACAAGGCUACGGUAACAAAAACAAGGAGUGACAUGAAAAAGGUGAACGAUUGGCUGAAUGAUGACGGCGAGACCCGCCAGAUCAAAGACAUUCCACCAAAGGAGUUAGAUAUUCUUCUAUCCAGAUUCCUGCUCAGUGUCAAGAAGACCAAGCUUUCGGCAGAGGCGAAUGGCCCCGCUGCAACCAACUUCGAGCCAUCUACCCUGCGUGGCAUCUUGUCAAGUGUAAAGAGACACCUGUCCGAGAAUGGUAGGCGUAUUUUUGUUUGUUAUUAUUAUCUAAAACAACUAAAGUUAAUAUAUAAACACCUUAACAGUUAUAUAUUUUAUAGUUGCCUAUAAUUUUAUGCAAAGACUUUGAUUAUUUUAAUCAUAAUCAACUCGUUUUGCAGAGUACGAAGGCGAUGUCAUGGGCGGAAAAGAGUUUAAACUAACACGGGACACGCUAAAAGCGAAAUGCGUGGACUUGAAAGAAAAGGGACUUGGCAACAAAAAACAGAGAGCCGAUCCCUUCACUUCCUCAGAGAUUCAACAACUCUACGAAAAGGAACUCCUUGGAGCCGGUAAGUUUGGCAGUUAAUUGAUUGUUUACAUAUCACUAAGCAACAAAGACAAGGGAGAUAACUAAAGCAUUAAAGAGAACGAUAUAAGCCGGUCCCCGGUAUUCAAAAAAGCCUACCUUUAUAAUAUGUAUUGCGUGGUAAUAAUGAAUAAUGGGUAAUUAUUAUUGUAUGACGAAAUUCAUGGAUUUUAUGUCUGUUAUUUCAUAUUUCUUUAACCUAAUAUAUAUUUUAUAAACAUUCAUUACUAUAUUAAGGUAGAAAAAAGAAAUAUAUAUGCAUUUAGAGUGAGUUUACAGUGCAGUACAUUGUUAAACAGUAGAGAACAUUAUACAACAUAAUAAUCAAGCACAUUUUAACUGUGUAAUUGUUUCAAAUGGUAUAAAUUUCGAAUUAAUUACAGCCUCUCCAAUUUCCCUCACAAAUACCAUUUGGCUUAACAACACCAUGCACCUUGGAUUGCGAGGAAGACAGGAGCACUUGACCAUGUUGUGGGGGGACUUGGAAUUAAGCCUGACCUCCGAUGGUGUGAGUUACUUGGCCUUCACGGAGAGGGCGACAAAAACAAGAAACGGAGUUGCUGGUGACCACAGGCAAUAUGUACCUAAGCUCUUUGAACAGCCAGGAGACCCAAACUGCCCUGUAAGGUUAUAUCAGCUUUACAAGGAAAAGAGACCACCUCAGAUGUCCGCCCCAGAAACAAGGUUUUAUGUAGCCCUGAAUCCAAAUUUUGGAAAGGGAACAGAAAUAAAUGAUCUCUGGUUCAUCAACCAAAACCUGGGAAAAAAUAAAUUGGGACAACUGGCCAAAACCAUGAGUGAGCAGGCUGGAUUUCAGGCUAGGCAUGUUAAUCACUCUGCAAGAAAAACAUGCAUUACAAAUUUGCUGGAUGCCGGUUGUUUCCCCACUGAGGUGGCACAGCUGACUGGUCACAAAAAUCUGAUGUCUCUAAAUCAUUACCAUACAAACAAUAUAGAAAAGCAGCAAGACAUGUCCAAUAUUCUUCACAUGUGUAAGAGAAAAGAACCAGUGACAAAUCCAGAACCAGAACCAGUUACUAGCAUGGAGGAAUUUGAUGAUGAUGACAAUCAGGAACUUGUAGCAGCAUCCCAGGAAAUUGAGCAAGCGCUAUCCUCCAUCCAAACAUAUGAAGAGAUUCCUGUAAGAAAACCAACACAUGAUGAAGCUGAACAAGUUUUAGACCUUCCCAUUAAACAAAGCCCAGGUGGAACACUGACCCUGCAAAAAAUUAUGAAGGACACUCAGUCACUGUUUAAUGGCUGCACCUUUAAUGGGCCUAUCAGCAUUAAUUUGAGAAAUUAGGAACCAUACAGUAUGCAUGCAUAACUGGUACUGCCUCCUUAAGUUGUAGGCACUGGAAUGAGUGAACAAAGUUAUUCUGCAUACAUGUUUUAUUCCAUUCAUCCACUGUUAUUAUUAUAUUGGUUUUAUUUCACAUGUUUUUGGGUUGAAAAAUGUUCUUUUAUCUUCACUUCCUGUGAAAUAAAUGUGUGCUACA
This is a messenger RNA of Mya arenaria, 2366 nucleotides long. RefSeq lists its product as uncharacterized. Gene Ontology annotation, molecular function: DNA binding. NCBI's taxonomy places the organism in Eukaryota, Metazoa, Mollusca, Bivalvia, Myida, Myidae. The transcript has 2 exons. The record is from RefSeq and is a predicted model, not a curated record. Gene Ontology annotation, biological process: DNA recombination; DNA integration. Bases 1295 to 2170 code for a protein of 291 amino acids.